GCCCCGAGGAUUGUCAGCCAAUUAUACGCAUUAAAAUGCACAGUAGUUUGGCAGUUCGUAGCGGGUUCUUUUUCAAGAGAGCCAUACAUAGUAGUGGUAAGAAGCUUUACAAAAAUGGAAGCAAGGUAGAAGACUAUAGUACCCAAUCACUCAGCUUUCAGAAUAUGGAAGGCCAAACAAGUAGAGCUGGUCUAGCGCUCCAAAGUUCUUGGAAGCUGUUCUUUCCUCGAAGCAGAUAUGAAGCGACAACCCUUGAAACUGUGGAGAGAAACUUUUUGGAAGCUCUGGACGAACAAAAAGACAGCUCUUGGAAUCCAUACGAGAGUAACAGCUUUAUUCAGUCCGAGGAAUAUGGGACAGCAGACACGGUUUCUCAGUUGGGAGUUUCUAUGGUUCACUCUCAGUGUUUUUCAAAGAGGCUUGGUUCGGAACUAUCUAGAGCAUUUGAUUGUGGUUCUUUAUAUAACUAUUUUGGUUCUGAAGAAAUGGUACACCAAGCCUCCCCGGUAAAGAAUAUUUCAGACACAAGACCCAAAAGGAGCCCUGAAUAUUGGUAUUAUUAUUGUACUUAUGAAGAUAAUUCUGUAAAAAGUCCACUAGUUCCAGGGCUGAAAGUCGAAACUCAAGCCGUUGCUGACAGAUUCAGUGCAGAUAUAUUUUCGGCUGUCGAAAGAUAUAACCAACUGUUUUCGGAAGUACAGAAGCAAUCUUUCAAGUACGUUCCUGAGGAAGAAAGUGACAAUCAAUCCAAUUAACAUAUUAUUGUUUGUUAUCCUCAUGAUACAUGUGAUCUUUUGUUAGUUGUCUGCUUCAAAGACACAUCGUGAAGAGCUUCUUGUAAAGCAAUAGUAUUUUCAGAAAAUAAAGAACUUGACAACAAC
This is a messenger RNA of Galdieria sulphuraria, 881 nucleotides long. RefSeq lists its product as uncharacterized. Bases 36 to 755 code for a protein of 239 amino acids. The transcript has a single exon. The record is from RefSeq and is a predicted model, not a curated record. Lineage: Eukaryota; Rhodophyta; Bangiophyceae; Galdieriales; Galdieriaceae.